AUGUCCGACCAGACGCCCUCGCGAGCGUCGACCCGCACCCGUGUUCCGUCUUCAAAGAAGAUCCAAUCGGACGAGUACCAGAAAGAUGCCAUGAAGGACGUGGAAGAGGAAGCGGGGGAGGAAGAAGAGGAGGAGGAGGAAGAGGAGGAGGUUGUUGUUCCAGCGAAACCAGCUGGAAAAAAAGGGUCGCGGGCUGCCCGCAUUCCGGACAGUGACAGUGAGGACGACAAGGAAGAAGGGGAUGGUGAUCACGACGUCGGUGAUAAUGGCGAAGUGAAGAGAAAGGGAACGGACGGCAACGAGACCAGUGAACAGGCCAACGACAGCGGUGACGCCGUUGAGGAAGAGGACGAUGACGACGUGCCGCUGGCUUCCAAGGUGCUGCCUCCGACACAGGUGAAAAAAGGAAAAUCAACUGCUAGCGCCCGUAACGCGAGCGCCCAGGACAAAUCAGGAGAGAAGCGGGCGAAGUCUGUGAAAAGCACGAGCAACUCAAAGAACAAGCGAGCUGUUCAAGAGCAGAUCCGGGACCAUCCCGCUACGGAUGACCCGCACCACGAUGAGAACGUCCUCGGGGCGAAUGUUGACACGGGGGGAGGGGAAGACACGGCACGCGCCAGGGCCGAGGGAGCGAACAACGAUCAGAAAGAUGAAUCCCCCGCUCGAUCUGACGACGGCGACGAACGCUACUGGUCCACCAAGGCCGCAACCGCCACGCCUCCGCCAUCGUCGCCGCCUUCCUCUCCCGUGAAGACACCCAAGAAGGUCGCGAACCGUCGUAUGAAAUCGGGCUCCGAACGCAAGAAGGCGGAAAUGCUCCUGGAUGUGGAGGCUGAGGAGGACAACGACGACAUAGAAACGGAUGAUGCAGAAGAGGGGUACGACGAGCACGUACGCCAGACGAAGGCGCGCAAGACCGGUCAACAGAUGGCUUCACAGCCGAAAGAGGAACGCCACGACAACGACGGCGACGAUGUACGCAUGGACGACAGCCUUCCCGUUCGCGCCCUUCCGACUCAUGACGUCCCCAUGUCUGAUGAGGAGGACCAGCAAGAAGAGAACAUCGUCUUCUCGCACGGUGGCAGCGCAGCCGCUAGAGAGUAUCUCGGUUCCUUCCACUUUGACGAUAGUGACCCAGCAUACGCGCGAGUUAAGAGCGACGCUAUAUUCCAAUGGUCCGGUAUCUGCAACUAUGCCUUUAGUAUCGGAGGAACCGUGGGCACGUACGCGGUCGUCGACACGGAGCCUCCCGAGAACGUCGUCAGUUAUAUCAAGCAAGACAGAGUCAUGGAACGGUCAUAUCCGGCGACCGACAUUAUGGAAAUUUUCUGUUUUGCCGUCGCUUUCUUCCAAGGAUCGGAUUUGGUCAAUCUGUCUCGCAUUUCUUGGCGGUCUAUCGACUUCGUCAAGGUGUCUGACAGGUUACUAUCCGUCGCUUUUCUUGAUAAAGAUGGUAAGGACGGCAUCGGUGCUAGUGGCGCUCGGCGAGGCGUACUGGUCACCCUUCUCGAGGCAGAGGCAUUUCGGCUCUUCGCUUGCCUCAAUCGCCUCGGGAAGAUGGGCGAGACCAACUCUUUCAAGUUUCCGCUUUACGCGGAUGGGAUGGUUGGUUUUACGACGAAGGUGGUCAGCAAGGAUGGCGCGCGGACGGGAGGAAACGGGCCGACCCUGAUCUCGGCUAAGGGAGGGUGGCAACCGAAGCGGAAGAUAGGUGUAUUCGAAUUCAACGACAAGAUCCCCGUCCUGGACGGACAAGGUCGAAAGGACCUAUGGAAAGGGGCCGAACUGGGCGUCGCCGACGUCCUUGGCCUUCCGUCAUACAACGUGGACAAGCUCGUCCCGGAGCAAAUGAGAUCAGCUGAAGAAGCACUCAAAAUUCGUAAAAUUGUGCUGAAGUUCAACAAGGAAGAGCAUAGCGAAAGUACCUCUCAAUCAAUGAAGACGACGUACCUACUGUCCAGCAACCAGUUUGCUUUGACAGAGCUCACUUUCCCCUUGGGAAACAUCGCACGGGUCCAUCUCGCUAGUACCAUAACGCGCUGGAAGAGAAAGACGGAAAAGGCCGUGGAAAAUCUCUCUUUCAACAUCGCCGCUCUGGUAGUCCUGUCAGGACCUAUCGACCGCGUCGCAGCGCAGGCCAGGCUCGUGGCGCCCCGCGUCCACCCCGCCACAUCUGGCGGAACCCCACGUACUGGCAAAGUAUCUGUGAAGAUCAACGACGCAUCUGCCGGUGCGACAACAUCCAAGGGACGGGGCGAAGGGAGCGGGUCCGCUAAGCGGGCAGCAGGCGGCGCGAGCGGAAGCCCGCCUAAGAAGGCGAAGAAAGACCAUACGGAGUAA
This is a messenger RNA of Schizophyllum commune H4-8, 2340 nucleotides long. RefSeq lists its product as uncharacterized. Gene Ontology annotation, cellular component: nuclear pore. The transcript is spliced from 22 exons. Bases 1 to 2340 code for a protein of 779 amino acids. Gene Ontology annotation, biological process: mRNA export from nucleus. NCBI's taxonomy places the organism in Eukaryota, Fungi, Basidiomycota, Agaricomycetes, Agaricales, Schizophyllaceae. Gene Ontology annotation, molecular function: structural constituent of nuclear pore. The record is from RefSeq and is a predicted model, not a curated record.